Paramecium sonneborni is the source of this 1541-nucleotide messenger RNA. The record is from the annotation of a GenBank genome assembly. Lineage: Eukaryota; Ciliophora; Oligohymenophorea; Peniculida; Parameciidae.
AUGUAGAAAAUUUUAAGAUUGGGGAUUCUAUUAAAGUAAAUGUGCCAAUUUUAAGAUUGUUUUAUAUAUAAUAGAGAUCAUUGUUUAAGUUUCUAAUGUGUAUUUAAUGAUAGGAUAUCCUUUGAAAUAAGAGAUCUUAUAAAUUAUAUAUUAACUAAAUUGAAUGUAAUAAUAAGAGUAAAAAAGAUACAUAUUGUAAAUGGAAAUAAUAAAAAUUAAUUGAAAUUGUUAGGAUAUUUAAAGAUGAGAAGAUUUACCAAUAUAUUUAUUAGAUAAUAAAUAAUGCAAUUAAGGUCUGUAAAGAUGUAAAGUAAAUGUAAUAAAUAAGAGUUGUAUUAAUCAGAUGGAAUAAUGCACUGAUUACAUGUAAGAAAGUUAAUAUUAUUCAACUCUAAAUAUUAAGAUAUGUUUUUGGUAAAAAGUAGAAGGGAUAUGUUUGGAGAAAUUAUGUGAUGACUUUGUUUUUAAGAUUGAUUAGAUCAUAAUUAAAAGAAUUUAUGAUAUAAUGAGAUAUAGUUCUUAUUUAAAUGUAAUGUCUUAUUAAUAUAUAAAAGUGUAACAUAAUUAUACAACAAAUAGAAUUCAUUGUAUAAUUAGAACUACUUGAAAUGAUGCUAAAAGUGAAGUAGGAUGCACAACAGAUUAACUAGGAAAUAAAUAUAAAUAUUACUAAGGUAAAUGUUACAAUAAAACAUGUUAAACUACUUAGAAAACAACCAAUACUUAUAUUAGGUGUUAAGAUUAUGAUCAAAUAUUGGAUUAAGUUAUAUCUGAAAAUAGAGGUAGUAAGUAUAGAUCUACUAUUUGUUCUGAAUAUGUUGGAAAAAAAGAUUGUUACUCUAUAAAAGAUUAAAGUUGUAUUUGGAUUAAUCAAAAAUGUUAAUUAAAAUAAUGUUAUACUGCAUCAUCACCAUUUGUAAACGAUGAUUGUAAAUAAUUUGGAAAUUGUAUGGCAAAUUUAGGAGGUGAUUGUAUUUCAAAACCAUUAUAAUGUGAAGUUAUCUAUUUAGCGGUUGGCUGUGAUAUAAAUUCAUAUAAGGAGAGAAAUUAAAUUUGGUUAAAUAUUAAAUUAUAUAGUACUAUUUAAUCAAAUAUAAGUUUAUUUUACAAUUCAUUUGAGUUAUUUGAAUGUUUUUAUAGUUAUAUAAAUUUCUAAAUAGUAAUUAAAUAAAUUUGUAAUUAAUUAAAACUAUCACAUUAUUUCUAGUAGUUAAGCUUGUCAAAUUCUCAAUCCUAAUUGUAUAUUUAAUAUUUAAUAAUUUGGCUUUAUAGAUUUGAGUUGUGAUCAUAUAUCUAACAUAAAAGAUUGUAUGCCAGAAUGCACAAUAAAUGUUUUUUCUUAAUCUUUUAAUUUAUAAGUUUUGGCAGGCUGCAUCAAAAAGUUUGAAUAAUGUCAAUUAUAUUCAAAGGAACAAUGUUUUAAAACUAUAAAAGGUUAUUUUUGUAGAUGGGAUAUUUCGAAACUCUCACCCCAUUUAACAAGAUAUUUUUUUAUUAAUAAUAUUAUUUUUGAGUUAUAUUAAUUCAAGUUUAUUUCUUGA